Prunus armeniaca (apricot) is the source of this 699-nucleotide messenger RNA. Lineage: Eukaryota; Viridiplantae; Streptophyta; Magnoliopsida; Rosales; Rosaceae. The record is from the annotation of a GenBank genome assembly.
AUGGUCAACCUAAAUUGGCCAGAACAUAAGAGAAGUAGAUCGACGACAGAAGCUAGCUCCAGCAGAGGCAGAAUAGUCACAAAGGAAACUAUUGAAAGGCCAAAAGCAACUAUCUCAGCUGGGGUAGUGCUCUGCAGCAAGUGCAAGUGUGAAACUAAGCUAAAAGUGGUCCUGGACAGGCAGAGUCAGCCCAUUCCGAGUGUUUUUGACAGGAUUGGAACCUCAUCCCGAGAUAGAGCCAGGCAGAAAGACUAUCUCAGGCUUGCAGAGCGGCCCAAGAAGGAAAUACCAAUCAAGAUGCCCGAGAAUGAAAAACCCUUGGCAGCUAUCAUAGAAGGCAGAUGGUAUUCUAUGGGGAAAAGUGGUAGACCAACUCUGGAGCUAACCAGAACUCAGAAGAGGAUGGUUCAAAGGCAAUACUGCACAUUCCUCAAAAGCAAGAGUAAUGCACAGCUCGAGCCUUCACAAGUACAAGGUGAAUCCAAACCUAUCCCGGCAAAAGAACAAGAAAACUGGACUGGAGAGUAUGAAGAGGAGCAGCUGGAUUAUGAACCAUCUACAGAUGAUCAAAAUGGACUCCUCGAAACAGGAGAACAGGAAGACUGGACACAAGAGUACGAGGAAGAGCAGAUGAAAUAUGAUGGAGAAUUAGAUGAAGAAACUGAGGCUUUUGGUGCAGAAUUGAAAAGCUUGUUGUAG